Vigna unguiculata (cowpea) is the source of this 1371-nucleotide messenger RNA. Its product is annotated as G-type lectin S-receptor-like serine/threonine-protein kinase At1g11300. Gene Ontology annotation, cellular component: plasma membrane. The record is from RefSeq and is a predicted model, not a curated record. Gene Ontology annotation, biological process: recognition of pollen; protein phosphorylation. Gene Ontology annotation, molecular function: ATP binding; protein serine/threonine kinase activity. NCBI's taxonomy places the organism in Eukaryota, Viridiplantae, Streptophyta, Magnoliopsida, Fabales, Fabaceae.
AUGGGAAUAAUGGGUUUCAGUAGCUACCCAAACCUGUCCUUUGUUUUGUUCAUGCUGUGUUCUUAUGUGUUGGACGUUGGUAUUGCCACACAAAUCAUCACUUCAUCACAAUCCAUCAAGGACUCAGAAACUCUAAGCUCCAAAGAUGGUAACUUCACUUUGGGGUUCUUCACCCCUCCAAACUCCACACACCGCUACGUUGGAAUUUGGUGGAAGUCUCAAUCCACUGUCGUAUGGGUUGCUAACAGAAAUCAACCACUCAAUGAUUCUUCAGGAGUUAUUACCUUUUCUGAAGAUGGCAAUCUUGUGGUGCUGAAUGGACAGAAUCAAGUUCUUUGGUCCACAUUUGUGUCAAACACAUCAACAACCAAUACAAGUGCACAGAUUUCAGACGAGGGGAAGCUAGAACUCACAGAAACCACAACGGGCAAGAGCUUAUGGGAUAGUUUUCAACAGCCUUCAGAUACAAUACUUCCCCAACUCAAAAUUUCAAGCAAUAGAACAGGUAGGGGAGUAAGACUUACAUCAUGGAAGAACCCUUCUAAUCCCUCUGUUGGGAACUUCUCUUUGGGUGUUGUUGAACGCGGGAAAAUCGUUGAAGUGUUCAUUUGGAAUGAAACUCGACCAUACUGGCGCAGUGGUCCCUGGAGCGAUGGGGUCUUUACAGGGGUAGACCAUACGGUUAGUGCGUAUCGAAAUAGUUUUUCUCUUGUAGAUGGUGAAAUCUAUUAUAACCCACAAAGUGUAUCUGAAUUUGAUAUCUACGUUCUGAAUUCUCAAGGCCAAGGUGAAAAAAAAUAUUGGGAUGAUGAGAAGAAAGAGCUACAAGUUUUGUGGACGAGUAAACAAUCGGAUUGUGAUGUUUAUGGUGUGUGCGGGUCGUUCGCAAUCUGUGAUGCAGAGAGUCAAGGAACAAAUGGCUCACCGAUAUGCAGCUGUUUGAAAGGGUUUGUGCCAAACAACAAAGAGGAAUGGGAUGCACAAAACUGGACUAGUGGAUGCUUUAGGAGCACACCUUUGCAGUGUGAAAGAGUGAAAGAUCAAAACACAACUAUAGAUACAAAUGAAGAUCAAUUUUUGGAACUGCAAAUGGUGAAAGUUCCAGAUUUUUCUGAAUGGUCUAGGGGUGAGCCAGAGACAUGCAGAAGCCAAUGCUUGGAAAAUUGCUCUUGUGUUGCGUAUUCUCAUGAUGGUGGGAUUGGUUGUAUGUCUUGGACUGACAAUUUACUAGACAUCAAACAACUCUCUGAUCGAGGACUUCAUAUAUAUGUUCGUCUAGACUCUUCUGAACUUGAACAUGGUAUGCUUCGUCUGCUCAAGCAUUUUAAACAUAGUUUCUUUUGUACGGAAUUCCCUAUAUUUUUAGAUUAA